Messenger RNA from Chinchilla lanigera (long-tailed chinchilla), 2485 nucleotides. RefSeq names its product CD244 molecule, natural killer cell receptor 2B4 (gene Cd244). NCBI's taxonomy places the organism in Eukaryota, Metazoa, Chordata, Mammalia, Rodentia, Chinchillidae. The transcript has 10 exons. Bases 321 to 1358 code for a protein of 345 amino acids. Gene Ontology annotation, molecular function: MHC class I protein binding. The record is from RefSeq and is a predicted model, not a curated record. Gene Ontology annotation, biological process: natural killer cell activation involved in immune response. Gene Ontology annotation, cellular component: external side of plasma membrane.
AGUCUGGGAGGUCCAAGAUCAAGAUGGUAGCAUGGUUGAGUCCUGGUGUGGCCUCUCUUAGAUGCAGACUGCUGACUUUUUGCUGUGCCUUCCCAUGGCAGAAGAGGGGUCUGUUCAGAACACCUCUGAUGCUGGCACUGACAGCCAAGUUUCUCUGUCUGCUUCAUUCAUACCCAGCUUCAGACCAGGUGGCUGACACUGGAUCAAAAGGGGGCAAAGCAUAAGUGUGGACUUAGAAGGAAUUUAAGAUUUGCAACUGCCGAGCCCAUGCACAGCUGAAAGUCUAACAGGGGGAGAGGUCCACCUGACCCCUCUAUCGUAUGACAAUGUUGUGGCAAGCUGUCACCCUCACACUCCUUCUGCUCCUCAAGGGAUAUCAGGGCCAAGAAUGCUCAGAUAUUGGUGAUGUGGUCCGCCUUUCUGGACAGUCUGUCUCGCUCCAGCCUCCCAACACACAGAUGAAGGCACAGAGUGUUGAAUGGAAGAUGAAUCUCUUCUCACAUGGAAGCAACAUGGUGAUACUGCGUUUGAAGAAUAAUAAAAAUCUGAUCUAUUGUCCGCUUGCCUUAAACUAUUUGAACAGUACACUCAAUUUUGACAGUGAGACCUUGACUCUUCACAUCCAGGCAGCUAAGCCACAGUACAGUGGUCUCUACAAACUGGAGAUAACCAAUGAGAAUGGGACAGUUUCCUGUAUCCAGUUUAAGGUCUUUAUAUUUGAUCAUGUAGAGAAGCCCCUCCUGCAGGUAGAGAAAAAGACCAUGGAUGAAGGAAAAUGUCAAGUGGUUCUGUCCUGCCUGGGCUCCAAGAAUAGCAGUGUGAGCUAUGCUUGGUACAGAGGGAGCAAGCUGAUCUGGACAUCGAGGAACCUUUCCCAUCUGGUGGUGCAGAUUGAUGCUAAUGAGAUGAACACAUAUACCUGCAAUGUCAGCAACCCUGCCAGCUGGGCAAGUGAAAGCCUCAAUCUCACCCAGGACUGUCUGGAACACAGGUUUUGGCCCCUCUGGGUGGUCAUCGUGAUUCUAGUCACACUGCUUCUUUGCACCCUUACUUGCUUCUGUGUGUGGAAGAGGAAGAAAAGGCAGUCACAAUCCAGCCCAUCAGAACUGACAGUGUAUGAAGACAUCAAGGAAAUCAGGAGGAAUCAAUAUUCUGAGCCCACAUCACAAUCACAAGAAAGUGCUGUUACCUUAUAUUCAGUAAUACAAGUUUCCCAGAAGGCUAGUUUCAAGAAGAGGAAUGAAGACCCUUCCUGCAGUGGCACCAUCUAUGAUCAGGUUGGAAGCAGACCAGUCAAAGCUUAUAACCCUGCCCGAUUGAGCCGCAAAGAGCUGGAGAACUUCAAAAUUCAUUGCUAGUUGCUGUAGCUGUCCUCACUUUUCUUCUAUUUGAACAUCCUCUCUGGGAACCAGCAUGAUGGAUGGUACUGCCUGAAUCUGUGGACCAGGUCUUAGUCUGCAGAAGAUGUUGAAGUUUAUUCACACCUUCUAGUUUGUUUUGAAAAUGAUUUUGAACAGCCAUUACAAGAGCAAGGUUGUUAAAUAAGAUCUCUCAACUUGCAGACCAGACAAGAACAGGUGGAGAACUUGGGUGGGCCACAUUCUGAGCACUUGUAACCUCUAAAGUGUUAUGUAAGUAUAGAUGCCCAUGCCCUAAUUUCUAACCUGUUACUUGUUUCCCCUCCUUGCUGACCUGGGAUGAGUACAUUUCUAGAUGCUCCUUUUGCCAAGGCCCAGCUUCCAAAGCAAGAGCCAGGAAAACUGAUGGUGACUUGGAGGCUGUGAGCUGGUUGGCGGGUUCUCACAGUAGGGACCUAAGCUUCACUCAAAUGCCAGGAGAAAAUUCCCCACCCUGAUGUCAUACACUGAUCUGGCUAGUUGGUCACAAGAGUAAGUGGGAGGAGUGAGGGUAGGUGGUGGUACAAGUUAAGGUCAUCUUUGAAUAGGAAAAUCAACCCAAGCCUGAGCCCGUGGUGUCCUGUAAUUGGGAGGUGAAACUACCUGUGUUCGCAGCAGCGUGUUGGACUUACAAACACUCAUUACUGUGCUGGCUUUCUCCUAGACAGCAGUGAGGACAGGCCACAUUUUAAAGCAAGAGCCUUUUUCACAGAAGAAGAGGCUUUUCAGGGACCGUGUCUUAUUUUAGUUCUGCCACCUGGACAGAGGACUCAGACAAUCUUGUGCCAAGGAAGACGCAGUUGGAAACUGACUCCGUGUUGGGUUUCCUGCUCUUCAGGCCAGCACCCUGAGCAAGGCCAUGGGGAGCAUGGCUGAGACUGGCUGAGCCUGGAAGGGAAAAAGGGGUGAUGGGGAAUUGGGAAGUGUCUACCAGAGACCCCAACUGGUGAUACUGUUAAGAGCUCACUUCUUCAAUUGACCCCACCCUGCACUGAACAUAAGCAUUUAAUUAAAAAAAAAAAAAACUUUGGUGUCCUACAGAGGAUCUCUAAAUCUUUUGCCUAAAUUAAAUUUAUGUAUCUUUUUCA